AUGAUAAGUCACCCUUUCAGCAAGGAAUUCAUAGCAGCUGUAGGAUUUGAGAUACAGACUCUGAUCAAAAAGGAGACGUUCUCACAGGUUCCAACCCCGAACGAGAGAGGUACACAAGUCUUACCCCUGAAGUGGGUAUUCACAUACAAAUUUGAUGCAGACGGCGUGCUUGAGAAGUUCAAAGCACGAAUAUGCGUCCGCGGAGAUCUUCAAUGGAUGUCUACCGAAGAGAAAAGAGCCGCCACGCUAGCCGUUAAGACGGCGAGAGCGAUAUUUGCGUUAGUGGCAGCCUUCGACCUCGAUAUGAGACAGCGAGAUGUCGUUACAGCGUUCUUGAACUCAGUCCUACAAGGUGAGGUAUAUACCAAGUGCCCGCCAGGAUUUGAACGAGAGGGCUAUUGCUGGCUAUUACACAGAGCUCUCUACGGAUUACGCCUAUCACCAAGACUAUGGCAGCAGGAAGCGACCCGGGUACUAGUCAAACUAGGCCUGAUUCCUGUCCCUGAGGAUCCCUGCAUCUUCACGAUGGACGGGAUCAUCGUCUUCUUCUAUGUGGACGACAUCAUCAUCGUCAACCACCCAGAUCCUACAUAUACUAAGAAGGCUAUACAAUUGGAUCUGGACAUCAAGAAACAGUGGGAAUUAAGAGAACUAGAUGCCAGUUGGUUCUUGAAUAUCCGUAUCAUCAGAGACAGAGACCAGAAGAAACUAUGGUUAUGUCAAGAUAGCUACAUUGAGAGCAUGGCGAUGAAAUAUAACCUCGUCACCGCAAGAAACGUGGGAUUACCACUAGGAAUUGAACCUCUGGUCCCCUAUGAUGGAGUGGCUACACCGAGUCAGAUUCAUGGUUUCCAGGCCAAAGUGGGAUCUGCUCAGUAUACCACUACCAUUACGAGACCAGAUGCUGCAAAAGCAACCUCUAAAGUGGCUGAAUUCCUAACAAAUCCCGGUCCUAAGCAUAUUAAUGCUGUAGAUCGGAUCAUCCAAUACCUAUACGAAACUAGGUUUUGGGCCAUUGAGUAUGGAAUCAGAAACCAUGCAACAACCGAAACAGGCCUUACCAUUGCAGCGAAAUCCAUUGAAUUUGCAAGUGACGCUUCGUUCGGAGACAACCGCGACAGAAAGAGUUCUGAAGGUUACCUCUGUAAGCUGUACGGAGGCCCUAUAGACUGGAAGGCGACGAAACAAAAGACCGUCACCACGUCUACCACAGAAGCAGAGCUCCUCGCGUUAGCAGAAGCAGGCAAAACCGUCCAGUGGUGGCGCCGAGUCCUCGAAUCCUUGGGUUUCAAACCCGACCAUCCACUCUCCAUUAUGUGCGAUAACCAGCAAACCGUCGAUUUGUUGACAAAGGAGGGAGCGGCGAUGCAUACGAAGCUGCGGCAUGUGGAUAUUAACCGAUGCUGGAUGAAACAGGAGGUUAGUGAAGGUCGAGUCCAUGUCAAUUGGAUUCCAACUGCCGACAUGCCGGCAGAUGGCCUCACAAAGAGCUUGCCAAAGCAAAAGCAACACCUGUUUCGAGUCCUCCUUGGGAUGAGAGACAUUAGUGAGCGGAUCAACCAAGAAAACAGAGGUUGA
Penicillium expansum is the source of this 1578-nucleotide messenger RNA. RefSeq names its product Ty1/Copia family ribonuclease HI. The record is from RefSeq and is a predicted model, not a curated record. The coding region runs from base 1 to 1578 and encodes 525 amino acids. Lineage: Eukaryota; Fungi; Ascomycota; Eurotiomycetes; Eurotiales; Aspergillaceae. The transcript has a single exon.